This is a messenger RNA of Caenorhabditis briggsae, 5766 nucleotides long. RefSeq names its product Protein CBR-CCA-1 (gene Cbr-cca-1). The record is from RefSeq and is a predicted model, not a curated record. Bases 1 to 5766 code for a protein of 1921 amino acids. NCBI's taxonomy places the organism in Eukaryota, Metazoa, Nematoda, Chromadorea, Rhabditida, Rhabditidae. Gene Ontology annotation, cellular component: voltage-gated sodium channel complex; plasma membrane; voltage-gated calcium channel complex. Gene Ontology annotation, biological process: neuronal action potential; calcium ion transmembrane transport; sodium ion transmembrane transport. Gene Ontology annotation, molecular function: low voltage-gated calcium channel activity; voltage-gated sodium channel activity. The transcript is spliced from 27 exons.
AUGCUACGUCAGCCAGUUCCGGAACUGCGCAGUUUUCAGUCCCUCUCUAAGUAUGCAGGCGGACCAAGAUCAGUUCUCGGUCGGAGAACAUCAGCAAUCACAGUUAACCGACGGCAAUCACAAUCUACACGACGGUAUGAGGACGUGGAGUUUUUCGUCGAAGGAAUGUACCUUUUUUCUCUUUUCAUCUUUUUUCUCCCCUUAACACCGAGUACAUCAUUUUUCGUCGCCGCUCCUGGUAAAAACUCUAGUGCGCUGGGCUCGAUCGAAGGCUCGAAAGAAACUCUGCAGCUGUCGGAACACGGACGACUGGCCUCCUCCUCGGAGGCCUCGCCUUCGCGAUGGGAAGGUCGACAGAUCGAAUGGGGAAAUGAGGAACAAAUUGAAGAAGAGGAUAGUGAUCUACCGUAUCCGGGGUAUGUACUCCAAACCCAAAAAUUGUACGUUUUUUUAUCAAUUUAUAGGUUUGCCGAACCGGCACUUCGAUGUUUUUAUCAAGCACGACCCCCGAGGAAAUGGGCACUUCAGAUGGUAAUGAGUCCUUGGUUUGACAGAAUAACAAUGGCAGUGAUAUUAAUCAAUUGUGUAACACUUGGAAUGUAUAGGCCGUGUGAAGACGGACCUGACUGUGAUACGUAUCGAUGUCAAAUUCUCGACAUUAUCGACAAUUGCAUAUUUGUUUAUUUUGCUAUUGAAAUGGUAAUCAAGAUAAUGGCUCUUGGGUUCUGCGGACCUGCGGCGUACAUGUCGGAUACGUGGAAUCGUUUAGACUUUUUCAUUGUCAUGGCCGGAAUUGCCGAGUUCGUACUACAUGAAUAUCUCGGCGGUAACAUCAAUCUCACCGCCAUCAGAACUGUCCGAGUACUCAGGCCCUUACGAGCUGUCAAUCGGAUACCAUCUAUGAGAAUUUUAGUAAACUUGUUACUUGACACAUUACCCAUGCUUGGUAAUGUACUAUUAUUAUGUUUUUUCGUGUUCUUCAUCUUUGGAAUUGUUGGUGUUCAGUUAUGGGCGGGUCUCUUACGAAAUCGAUGUGUCAUAAAUCUGCCAAAGUCAAUAUCUGAAAAUCAGUCCGCGUUGUUUAAUAAUGUAAAACUGACGAGGUUUUACAUCCCAGAGGACACGUCGCUAGAAUACAUUUGCAGUCAACCAGAUGCAAACGGGUUACAUACAUGCUCAAAUUUGCCACCCUAUACUGUAAACGGCAUAAAGUGUAAUCUGACGAUAGAUGAUUACGACCUAGUAACGAACGACUCGUGUAUUAACUGGAAUGUUUACUACAACGAAUGUCAGGUGAUGCAACGAAAUCCAUUUCAAGGCUCGGUUUCUUUUGACAACAUUGGGUUUGCAUGGGUCGCUAUUUUUCUUGUCAUAUCACUUGAAGGAUGGACAGAUAUAAUGUAUUAUGUACAGGAUGCUCACUCGUUUUGGAAUUGGAUCUAUUUUGUUCUGCUGAUUGUGAUCGGUGCAUUUUUUAUGAUUAACUUGUGCCUGGUCGUUAUUGCUACACAGUUUGCGGAGACGAAACGAAGAGAAACUGAAAGGAUGCUACAAGAACGGAAGAGGUUACAGAAUCGAGACUCAAUAUCUUGUACUGGAUCUGACAUGGGAGGAGCAUCAACGAAGGAGGAAGGUGGUGAUACAGUAUAUGCUGCCAUAGUUCGAUUCAUUGGUCACACCUUUCGUAGAACUAAACGAGCUGUGAAGAAGAAGUACAAUGCUUAUAUGGAACAGCGAGCCGAGAGAAAAAGUACAGAAAGGAUGCAAAGAAGGAAGUCUAAACUGGACGAUAUGGCUACAUUAUCCCGAAUAGAAGAGAAGGCAGAAGACGAAGAAGACGAAAUCGCGACACCUCCUGAAAUCAAAGAAGAACCACCGGAAUCUAAUGGUGACGGAGUCCGGAAAAAGCGUGUAAAAAUUGACGAAGAGCCGCGGGUUAAAAUUGGUAACGGCAACUCCCAUGGUGCACACUAUAAACAUUCGGAUAACGAGGAUGACUCUGAUGAAAGCCAGAGUUGUGACGAGAGUUAUGAUGGAGAGAAAGCUGAAAAGAAGAGGAAACCAUCCAAAAUACGGUGGUUUCGUGACAAGGUUCGAAAAUUUGUGGUUUGCGAUCAUUUCACAAGAGGCAUUCUGGUGGCAAUUUUGGUGAAUACGUUGAGUAUGGGUGUCGAGUACCAUCAACAGCCCGAGAUAUUGACUGUCAUUCUGGAAUACUCGAAUCUGUUUUUCACGGCUUUAUUUGCACUGGAAAUGCUCUUGAAGAUUAUUGCAAGCGGUUUUUUUGGAUACCUCGCUGACGGAUUCAACCUUUUUGAUGGAGGGAUAGUAGCGCUCAGUGUCCUGGAGUUGUUUCAAGAAGGAAAAGGUGGUCUAUCAGUACUCCGUACUUUUCGUCUCCUUCGUAUUCUGAAACUGGUCCGAUUUAUGCCUGCCCUCCGAUAUCAACUGGUUGUGAUGCUCCGAACUAUGGACAAUGUUACUGUUUUCUUCGGACUCCUGGUGCUUUUCAUCUUCAUUUUCAGCAUCCUCGGAAUGAACCUGUUUGGGUGCAAGUUUUGCAAAGUCGAAGAGAAAUUUCUGGGUGGUCUCGCAAAAAACACGCUCGGAAUGGUACUGUUUGGUUGCAAAUUCUGCAACCAUCCGGACACAGGACUACAAUGUACUAUACCACAAGUCAAUUCGGCAAUUUGUGAAUGUGAUCGGAUGAAUUUCGACAAUUUUUUGUUUGCAACUGUGACAGUGUUCCAGAUUCUGACUCAAGAAGACUGGAACAUGGUCUUAUUCAACGGAAUGGCUCAAACCAAUCCAUGGGCUGCACUCUAUUUCGUUGCUCUCAUGACAUUUGGAAACUAUGUUCUCUUUAAUCUACUCGUUGCUAUCUUGGUUGAAGGAUUCCAAGAAAGUAAAGAGGAGGAGAAACGUCAGUUGGAAGAGGAAGCCAGAAAGCAAGCUGUCGAAGAAGAAGAUGAACGGAAAAGGGAACUGGAACUUUUGAUUGCUAAAACAACAUCACCAGCAUUCAACAAUGGUGUUCCACCAGCAGAAUGCACUUGUCAGAGACCAUCAUCUCCAGAAGGUUCACCAAUGCUUCUCUCUGCAAAUUAUCAUUUAUCACCGGAAAGAAAACACUCUGUCAACUUGGAUGCCAUUAUUGAUAAGCGAUUAGUACUGAGGAAUACUAUCACACCAUUCGAUAGAUCUCCAGUAUCUGAAGGACGAGCUGAUGAUUCCAGAUUGAACAGGCAUGCCAGUCUGGUGCUUCCAGUAGCCAAUGGAGUACCAUACCGAAGGCAACGAGUACACAGCUGGAGUGGAUUGUGCCAUCAUUUCAAUCCAAACUGUCCAGUUCAUGGAAGGCGAGCACUUAUCGAGACCUAUGCCAGAGAGAAGUUUCUGGAAGCCAGUCAAGAAUUGAAACAAGCACUCGCUGAGGAAGAAAGAAGAAAUGAGGCAAAACAGAACACCUUUGUACGAAAACUUUUGAAGAAAACUUGUCUACACAACCGAACAGAGUUCUCCUUGUUUUUGAUGGGUCCCAAGAAUCCACUCCGGAUCAAAUGUCUGCAAACAACACAGAAAAAAUGGUUUGACUACACAAUCCUUUUCUUCAUCGGUAUCAAUUGUAUCACUCUUGCAAUGGAACGCCCGUCAAUCCCACCUGACAGCUUUGAAAGACGAUUCCUACAAGUGUCGGGUUACAUUUUCACAGUGAUUUUCACUGGGGAAAUGAUGAUGAAGGUUAUUGCGAAUGGAUGUUUCAUUGGACAGUCUGCAUAUUUCAAGGAUGGUUGGAAUAUUUUAGAUGGAAUUCUAGUAGUUAUCUCUCUUAUCAACGUCACUUUUGAACUUCUCGCUACCGGAGACUCUCCCAAGAUUUUUGGUGUUAUCAGAGUAUUAAGGUUACUCAGAGCAUUGAGACCAUUGAGAGUUAUUAAUAGGGCUCCCGGAGUGAAGUUGGUGGUCAUGACGCUGAUAUCAAGUCUCAAGCCUAUCGGAAACAUUGUUCUCAUCUGUUGCACGUUCUUCAUCAUUUUUGGAAUCCUUGGAGUACAGCUGUUCAAGGGAAUGAUGUAUCACUGCAUAGGACCAGAAGUUGGAAAUGUAACCACAAAAGUUGACUGUCUCGAGGAUACACGUAACAAAUGGGUUAACCAUCGAUACAAUUUUGACAAUCUCGGACAAGCGUUGAUGUCAUUGUUCGUGUUAUCCAGCAAAGAUGGAUGGGUUUCCAUUAUGUACCAAGGAAUUGACGCAGUUGGUGUUGAUGUUCAGCCUAUUGAGAACUACAAUGAGUGGAGAAUGAUCUACUUCAUAUCUUUCCUCUUGCUUGUUGGUUUCUUCGUAUUGAACAUGUUUGUUGGAGUCGUCGUUGAGAAUUUCCACAAGUGCAAAGAAGCGUUGGAGCGAGAGAUGAGAGAAAAGGAGAAAGAAAAGAGGCUGAAACGGAAACUGAAACGUCAGAAAUUCGAAGAGAGUAUGGCUGGAAAAAGGAAGAAGAUGGAAAGAAAUUAUCCGUAUUAUCAUGAUUACGGUCAUACCAGACUUUUCUUGCACGGAAUAGUAACUUCCAAGUAUUUCGAUCUUGCAAUCGCAGCAGUAAUUGGAAUCAAUGUGAUAUCAAUGGCAAUGGAGUUUUAUAUGAUGCCAAUGGGAUUGAAAUAUGUUCUCAAAGCCCUCAAUUAUUUUUUCACUGCGGUAUUCACAUUAGAGGCUGCUAUGAAACUCAUCGCUCUUGGCUUCAAACGAUUUUUCAUUGAAAAAUGGAACCGUUUGGAUAUGUUCAUUGUCAUCUUGUCGAUCGCUGGAAUCAUUUUCGAAGAGUUUGAAGCUUUGGAACUCCCUAUCAAUCCAACAAUUAUACGUGUUAUGCGAGUUUUGAGAAUUGCACGAGUUCUGAAACUUUUGAAAAUGGCAAAGGGAAUUCGGUCGUUGUUGGAUACAGUGGGAGAGGCUUUACCACAGGUCGGAAAUCUUGGUUCACUGUUCUUCCUGCUCUUCUUUAUUUUUGCUGCUCUUGGUGUGGAAUUGUUUGGAAAGUUGGAAUGUUCUGAAGAUCAUCCAUGUGACGGAUUAGGAGAACAUGCUCACUUCAAGAAUUUUGGAAUGGCAUUUUUGACACUUUUCCGGAUAGCUACUGGUGAUAAUUGGAACGGAAUUAUGAAAGACGCACUCCGCGACGACUGUGAUUCCUCUGACCACUGUGAAACAAAUUGUUGCGUAGAUCCUAUUCUUGCACCAUGCUUCUUUGUCAUUUUCGUACUCAUCUCUCAAUUUGUGCUUGUCAACGUGGUAGUUGCCGUAUUGAUGAAACAUUUGGAAGAGAGUAACAAAAGAGACGCAGAAGGACCUGCGGAACCGACAGGUGAAAACAUCGAGAACGAGAUCACAAAGUCUGACGACGACGAGAUAGCCGAAGAACCCGAAGUGCUUGCCAUUGAAAACCGAGAUGAUAAAGAAGAGGAGAAUGCUGAAGAUGAGGAGACAGAACCCAGUACGCAGAUUCCAGACGGGCAUGGUGGUAUCAAACGGUUAUCUAUGCAAGUGCUGGAACAAGAAUUAAUCGAAGUUGAAAGAAACAUGGAAGAGAGAUAUCGGCGCGCAAGCGAGUGUCUCGGCGGAGAACUGCAGCCACUAAAUCCAGGAGAGAUCGAAGAAAUAGAGGAUUCUGAAUUCCGACCGCGGAGUAGAUCACAACGACCACGAGCUAGAACCAACAGCGCUUUGAGCAAUAAAAGUCGUGGAUCACAGAAAUCUGCUUUGUAA